AGGAGCGGAGAGGAGGGCUGCCCCCGAGGGCAGCCCCGCGGAGCGCGGCGCGGCGGGGCCCCGCGGGUGGAUGACCGCCGGUGCCGGGGCUGGCCCGGGGCUGCCCGGCCGGGCUGUGCCCUGGCAGGGGAGCGGCGGGGUGCCGGGGGGCCCGGCGGCUCCGCACGGAGCCGGGCCAUGCCCAAGCCCAUGGAGAAGUCCCAAAACUUCCGCAUCGAGGCGCUCCUGGCUGAAGAGCCGGCGCGGAGCACUUCCCCGCCGGGGCUGAGCCCCGGGAGCCCCGCGGCGAGCCCCGGCCCCGCCGGGCGCUCCGACACCCCCUCGCCGCGGGCGCCCCCGGCCGCCGCGCCCCUCGCCCCGGCCGGCUUCGUCCCUAAGCCCGGCUUGCUCCACCUCCCCGGCCCCGGGCUCGGCGCCCUGCCUGCCCUCUACCCGCCCGCCAUGUACCCGCUCCCGGCCCUGGGGGGCCAGCACCCCGCUUUCGCCUACACCGGCAUCCCCCACCUGCCGCCGCCCGGCGCGGAGCACUUGAAGGCGGCCGUGGCCAGCUCCCUCCCACUGGAGCACUGGAUCCGAGCCGGGAUGCUGGUGCCGAGGCUCUCCGACUUCCACGCUGCCCCACAGUCUGGCUUGAUGGGGAAGUGCCGUCGGCCCCGCACAGCCUUCACCAGCCAGCAGCUCCUGGAGCUGGAGAACCAGUUCAAGCUCAACAAGUACCUGUCCAGACCCAAGCGCUUUGAGGUGGCCACGUCGCUGAUGCUCACCGAGACGCAGGUGAAGAUCUGGUUCCAGAACCGACGCAUGAAGUGGAAGCGGAGCCGCAAAGCCAAGGAGCAGGGAGCUCAGCCGGAGGCUGAGAAGCAACGAGGGCUCAGCAAAGCCUGUGAGAAGCUGCUGCCCGGAGAGCCCCAGGGACAAGCUACCGAAAGCCCUGAGUUCAUGGGGCGCAGCCCCAGCUCGGGCUUCCUGCACCGCAGCACUGCCGAGCUGGGCUACAGCCCGGACUCCUCCUGCUCGGGGGGCGAGGAGGAAGAGGAAGAGGAGGAGGACGAGAUGGGUGCCAUGGAGAGGAAGAUUGGCUCUGUGUUGUGAACGGCAGAUGGAGCUGGCAGGGGAGAGGGGCCAGGCUGCGGUGUUGGGGGUCUCUUUGCUGGCAGACACAGACUGUGCCUGGGUGGAGCAGGGGGGGCUGCAGGGCACCUGCCCCCCUUUAACUUAUGUGUGUUUGGAUCCUAUUUAACUCGUAAUUAUUCCUCUGUGUGUAUCUGGGGGAGUCCCCACAUCCCUCCCCUAUAAAGCUGUUAUCCAGA
Tyto alba (common barn owl) is the source of this 1310-nucleotide messenger RNA. RefSeq names its product motor neuron and pancreas homeobox protein 1. Gene Ontology annotation, biological process: regulation of DNA-templated transcription; neuron projection morphogenesis; endocrine pancreas development. NCBI's taxonomy places the organism in Eukaryota, Metazoa, Chordata, Aves, Strigiformes, Tytonidae. Gene Ontology annotation, molecular function: sequence-specific double-stranded DNA binding; DNA-binding transcription factor activity, RNA polymerase II-specific. The record is from RefSeq and is a predicted model, not a curated record. The coding region runs from base 178 to 1092 and encodes 304 amino acids. Gene Ontology annotation, cellular component: nucleus. The transcript is spliced from 3 exons.